Messenger RNA from Engraulis encrasicolus (European anchovy), 747 nucleotides. RefSeq names its product H6 family homeobox 4 (gene hmx4). The transcript has 2 exons. Bases 1 to 747 code for a protein of 248 amino acids. Gene Ontology annotation, biological process: regulation of transcription by RNA polymerase II. Gene Ontology annotation, cellular component: nucleus. NCBI's taxonomy places the organism in Eukaryota, Metazoa, Chordata, Actinopteri, Clupeiformes, Engraulidae. The record is from RefSeq and is a predicted model, not a curated record. Gene Ontology annotation, molecular function: DNA-binding transcription factor activity, RNA polymerase II-specific; RNA polymerase II transcription regulatory region sequence-specific DNA binding.
AUGAACAAAGAAGACGCACCGUGUUGUCGCCCAGCCUCCCUUAAGUUUACUAUUGACCAUAUCCUUAACCUGAAUUGCGUCUCGGCAAAGUUUGACAGCUGUCAGUCAAAAGUGCAGAGUGUACCCGUCUGCGGGAAAGACUUUCCUCCUCGUGCUCUGGACCGUCGCGAGGAAGACUUUCGGAGCACAGAGAUCAACGAGACAGGAGAGACUUGCACAGAGGGACAUGCAACGACGGCUGCCUACGAGAGGGAUAUGGACGUGGUGAAAAGCCUGGACUCAAGAUGUGAGAAUGCGGACAGUUGCGAUGAUGGCAGCAGCGUGCACCACAAGGGGACCAGUAAAAAGAACAAAGUUCUGGCCAAAAAGAAAACACGCACGAUUUUUUCAAAGAGACAGAUUUUCCAGUUGGAAUCUACCUUUGAUAUGAAACGUUACCUAAGCAGCGCCGAGCGGGCAUGCCUUGCCAAUUCGCUGCAGUUGACAGAAACUCAAGUAAAAAUAUGGUUCCAGAAUCGCCGGAAUAAAUUAAAAAGGCAAAUUUCCACAGACCUUGAAGGACCUACUGUGGACUUCAGUGAUGCCGGGAAAUCAGUAUCGCUUCCCACAUUCUACAAAGACAAUCAUAUACUUGGAAGAUGCUUGCUACCAAUGCCUCUGCCCAUCAUGUAUCCUGGAGGUAGCACGCCUUACUUGUGUUUUUCGAAUGCUACCAAAUAUUUUAGCAUUUUUGAUGGGGACGUAUGA